Vidua macroura (Pin-tailed whydah) is the source of this 2571-nucleotide messenger RNA. RefSeq names its product zinc finger protein 239-like. Lineage: Eukaryota; Metazoa; Chordata; Aves; Passeriformes; Viduidae. The record is from RefSeq and is a predicted model, not a curated record. Gene Ontology annotation, biological process: regulation of transcription by RNA polymerase II. The transcript has 4 exons. Gene Ontology annotation, molecular function: RNA polymerase II cis-regulatory region sequence-specific DNA binding; DNA-binding transcription factor activity, RNA polymerase II-specific. Bases 319 to 2487 code for a protein of 722 amino acids.
UCCCCUCACGGUUCCCGCCCUUUCUUCGCCCCCUUUCCCCUCACGGUUCGGAUUUCGGGAACGGGGGAGGAGGAGGAGGGAGGGAGGAAGAGGCGCAGCGGCAGCAGGGAGCAGCCGAAGAGCAGAGAAGGAAUCGCGGGGCCCUGGCGCUGCCUGAAGUCGCCGCAGCCCCGGGAGCAUCGCCCCCCAUCCCGCAGCCCCCACGUGUGGGAUCAUCGCCCCCCAUCCCGCAGGAUUCCCCAUUCCCAGCCCCUGGGAGGCUGCGAGGAAGAGGAAGACCCUCUCCUUGUCCUUCCUCCCCCAGAGCAGGAGCUGAGGAUGGAGAGCAGGGAGGACAAAUCCCCGCGGCAGAACCUGGUGGAAGAGGCCGUUUUGAGCGACUCCACGGCGCAGGAACCCAACGGGGAGGAAAAGCCCUGGAGAUGCCGCACGAGGAGGGGCUGCAAACGCAGAUCACGGGGAUCUGAGGAGGAAAGAACCACCCUGGGCCGGGGAGGUGGCCGGAGAUGGAGCCAGAACUCAGAGCUGGUGGUCCAUGAGCAGCUCCAGGAUGGGGAGAAGAACCACAAGUGCUCAGAAUGUGAGAAAUGCUUCAGGUGGAGCUCUGACCUGAUCAGGCACCAGAGGACCCACACUGGGGAGCGGCCCUACGAGUGUGGGGUGUGUGGGAAGAGCUUCAUGCAGAGAUCCACCCUGAUCGAGCACCAGAGGACCCACACCGGGGAACGGCCCUACGAGUGUGGGGAGUGUGGGAAGAGCUUCAGCCAGAGCUCCCACCUGAACAGGCACCAGAGGACCCACACCGGGGAGAGGCCCUACGAGUGUUCCAAGUGUGGGAAGAGGUUUCAGACCAGCUCCCGUCUCCUCAAGCACUAUCAGGUUCACACGGAGGAGAGGCCCUUCUGCUGCCCCGACUGCGGGAAGGGAUUCAGGCAGAACUCCCAUCUCAUCACCCACCGGCGCAUCCACACCGGGGAGAGGCCCUACGAGUGUCCCCAGUGUGGGAAGAGCUUCAAUUGCCACUCCACCCUGAUCACCCACAAGAGGACCCACACUGGGGAGAGGCCCUACGAGUGUGCGGAGUGUGGGAAGAGCUUCACCGAGAGAUGCCAACUGAUCAUGCACCAGAGGACCCACACUGGGGAGAGGCCCUAUGAGUGUGGGGAGUGUGGGAAGAGCUUCAGUCGGACCUCCAACCUGAUCCAGCACCAGGUGACCCACACUGGGGAGAGGCCCUACGAGUGUUACAAGUGUGGGAAGAGCUUCAGCCACAGAUCCGGCCUGAUCAGGCACCAGAGGACCCACACUGGGGAGAGGCCCUACGAGUGUUCCGAGUGUCGGAAGAGGUUUCAGACCAACUCCAAUCUCCUCAAACACUUUCUGGUUCACACGGAGGAGAGGCCCUUCUGCUGCCCCGACUGCGGGAAGGGAUUCAGGCACAACUCCAACCUCAUCACGCACCGGCGCAUCCACACCGGGGAGAGGCCCUACGAGUGUUCCGAGUGUGGGAAGAGCUUCUCACGGAGCUCUAAUUUGACCCAACACCAACGGAGGCACGAUGGGGAGAAGCCCCACAAGUGCUCAGAAUGUGAGAAGAGCUUCAGCUGGAGCUCCGAGCUGAUCAGGCACCAGAGGAUCCACACCGGGGAGAGGCCCUACGAGUGUGGGGAGUGUGGGAAGAGCUUCAGAUGGAACUGCGACCUGAUCAAUCACCAGAGGACCCACACUGGGGAGAGGCCCUACGAGUGUGGGGAGUGUGGGAAGAGCUUCAGCGAGAGAUCCAGCCUGAUCCAGCACCACAGGAUCCACACCGGGGAGAGGCCCUACGACUGUGGGGAGUGCGGCAAGAGCUUCAGGAGGAGCUCCCACCUGAUCAGGCACCAGAGGGUCCACACUGGGGAGAAGCCCUACGAGUGUGGGGAGUGUGGGAAGAGCUUCAGGCACCGCGGCAACCUCGUCAAGCACCAGGUGAUCCACACUCGGGAGACACCCUACGAGUGUUCUGAGUGCGAGAAACGGUUUAAGACCAGCUCCCGUCUCCUCAAGCACUAUCAGAGUCACACAGAGGAGAGGCCCUUCUGCUGCCCCGACUGCGGGAAGGGAUUCAGGAACAAGGCAAAUCUCCUCAGUCACCAGAGGACCCACACUGGGGAACGGCCCUACGAGUGUGGGGAGUGUGGGAAGAGCUUCAGAUGUAGCUCCCACCUGAUUGUGCACCAGAGGAUCCACACUGGGGAGAGGCCCUACGAGUGUUCCAAGUGUGGGAAGGGGUUUCAGACCAGCUCCCAUCUCCUCACGCACUAUCGGGUUCACACGGAGGAGAGGCCCUUCUGCUGCCCCGACUGCGGGAAGGGAUUCAGGCACAACUCCGCCCUCAUCACCCACCGGCGCAUCCACACCGGGGAGAGGCCCUACAAGUGUCCCAAGUGUGGGAAGAGCUUCUCACAGAGCUCUAACUUGACCCAACACCAACGGAGCCACCGAUAAGGGAAGCCCUGUGAGUGCCCCGAGUUUGAGAAGAGCUAAACUCCAUCCCUCCCUGGAGGACCCCCUUUGGGCACAGCUCUGGUG